Penicillium roqueforti is the source of this 987-nucleotide messenger RNA. Its product is annotated as putative mitochondrial carrier protein. Bases 1 to 987 code for a protein of 328 amino acids. The record is from RefSeq and is a predicted model, not a curated record. Gene Ontology annotation, molecular function: transmembrane transporter activity. The transcript is spliced from 6 exons. Gene Ontology annotation, biological process: transmembrane transport. NCBI's taxonomy places the organism in Eukaryota, Fungi, Ascomycota, Eurotiomycetes, Eurotiales, Aspergillaceae.
AUGCCUGAUCACAGAGCUUGGAACAUGGAUGAGGCCACACGCAACAGACUCCUCAAGAAGUACAAAACCCAGGUCGCAUCGGGGGUGUCGACUAUUUGCGCUACAUUGUCGGUGACUCCUCUAGAGAACGUCAAGACUCGGAUGCAGACACACAAUUUCAAGAACAUAUGGCAGUGUGUCCGCUAUCUCUGGGUCACUGAAGGGCCUCGGGGAUAUGUCGCUGGCGCCCUUCCACCCUUGGCAAGUGUCACGGUAGUCCGCGUCGUCAACUUUACCGUAUACAAUGCCUUCAAGGACAUCAUCGCUGAUAACGUCGAACGCGUAACUGGUUCUAACCCUUUGGAUAACUACAACAAGCCUGGAAGCCUCCCCACCGUGACGGGUGUUCUUACUUUCACCACUGCAGGCCUCAUCGCUGGCUUGGUCGCAUCGCCUAUUGCCUGCCCCUUCGAGUUGGCGAAGAAUGUCGUUCAAACUUCAGUUCUAGUGUCUCACCGCGCCAUGGCUGCCCCGGACGCAGUCCGAGACCGAUCUCUGCGUGACAAGCCUCGCUUGGGUACCGUUCAAGCCAUCAAGAAGAUCUAUGGACGAUAUGGAAUUUGGGGCCUUUACACCGGUUUCCGCCUGCAUGCGUUACGCGACACCGUGGGCUCAGGACUCUACUUUGGUGUUUAUGAGACUGUGAAGCAACUCGCAGCCAAGGAGUUGGGCCAAGACAAAAACCCCUUCGGGGCACCUAUGAUUGCCGGUGCCAUUUGCAGCACCGUGCCCUGGUUCUGCACUUAUCCUCUGGAUACGCGCAAGACUCGCGCACAGAGUGUUCUGCUGGGAAAAGCCAGUGAGAUUGGUGAGGCCUCACAAGCUGUUGCCAAAUCCGGCAUGUACAAGGGCCUGUCCAUCAUUCUUAUCCGGACCGGCGUCAACAACAUGAUCCUGCUCAGCAUUUUCGAAUACAUCAGAAUGCGCAUUGACGAGCUGCCAAAUUAA